Molecule: messenger RNA, 1103 nt
Organism: Copidosoma floridanum
Lineage: Eukaryota; Metazoa; Arthropoda; Insecta; Hymenoptera; Encyrtidae
Gene: Aldh7A1
Product: aldehyde dehydrogenase 7 family member A1
Molecular function (GO): aldehyde dehydrogenase (NAD+) activity
Source: RefSeq, a predicted model, not a curated record
UGUUAUUCUUAUCUGUAACUCUUCAGCUUUUCCAUAUCACAUGUACAUUUGCCUUACAUAAGUUCAAUACUGAAUCUGUCUUUUAGAGAUCUAAGAUAUAUGUUAUACGAAUAAAUAGCAUGUACGAUUUUUAAAAGAUCAAUAUAAUUUUUGUUUAAAUCUCCUGGCUAAUAAACGUGUAGUUAUAUAUUUUAUAUUUCCUUCAAUAUUGUUUUAUAAUGCAUUAUGUCACGACGAUUAAACCUUUUUAUCGAAGUAUUUUAUGUAGAAACUUAAAAUUUUCAACACAUAGUCAGAAAUAUGAGUUUCUACGAGAGCUUGAAAUUGAUUAUGAAAACCCUGGCUUAUUUGAUGGAAAUUGGGGAGGUACUGGACAAAUUCUUCAUUGUAUUUCACCAACAACUGAGUCUGUUAUAGCUAAAAUUCAGACUCCCACUGUAGAAGAGACUAUAAAGGCAAUUCAAAAAUCGUUAAAAGCAUGGUAUUACUGGAGGUCUCUUCCAAUUCCAAAACGCGGAGAAGUUGUUCGUCAAAUCGGUAAUGAGCUAAGAAGAUAUCAAAUUCCUCUUGGUAAAUUAAUUUCUCUGGAAAUGGGUAAAAUACUUUCUGAGAGUUAUGGAGAAGUUCAAGAGUAUAUAGAUAUCUGUGAUUAUGCUGUUGGUCUAUCAAGGAUGUUACCAGGAAAAAUUAUUCCGUCAGAGAGGAGCCAACAUAUACUUAUCGAAAACUGGAAUCCUCUAGGAGUCAUUGGAAUAAUAACAGCAUUUAAUUUUCCAAUAGCAGUAUUUGGAUGGAAUAAUGCAAUUGCUUUGGUAUGUGGAAACACCACAGUUUGGAAAAGCUCACCAACAACUUCACUAUCAUCUAUAGCUGUGACUAGAAUCAUAUCCAGAAUACUAAAUCGUCAUAACAUUUCUGGAUCAAUUGCAACUCUUGUGACUGGAGGCUCAGAUAUAGGAAAAGCUCUGGCUUUUAACAAAAGUUUACCACUUAUCUCUUUUACUGGUAGUACCACGUCUGGAUUACAAGUUGCUCAAGAAGUGCAACAACGGUUUGGAAAAACUAUUCUUGAAUUAGGCGGUAAUAAUGCUAUUAUCGUAUAA